Messenger RNA from Tripterygium wilfordii, 1350 nucleotides. RefSeq lists its product as uncharacterized. The coding region runs from base 76 to 1116 and encodes 346 amino acids. NCBI's taxonomy places the organism in Eukaryota, Viridiplantae, Streptophyta, Magnoliopsida, Celastrales, Celastraceae. The record is from RefSeq and is a predicted model, not a curated record. The transcript is spliced from 6 exons.
AGCCGGUUGUCCAAACUCCAAAGGUUCAUCUUCGUCGACUCUGUAAACAACGGAGUAGCUGGAGGUCGCGAAGAGAUGGCGGGUUUGCUAGCGUGGGCAGCAGACGUGGUGAAAGCUCACGGAGGUCAAAGCGAUGAAGAAGCAGACAAAAUUCCAUUGAUAUUUACUGAAGAGCAGCAGAAAUACGCACAGGAAUUGCACCAGAAAGCCACCUCCCUCAGCCGAUCGAUCCAAGAUCUCCGACUCAGACUGCCUUCACCUGAUAUCUCCCAGCGUCUCCCUCACCUCCACGCCCAUUCUCUUGCCUACAACAAUGCCCUUGCCCUCCAGUUGAACUCUCACUCCUCGACCCGUGAACAGGCACACUUAAGGGCGGAGACAUUGCAGGAAGAAAAUGCUGCAUAUGAGAAGGCUAUAACAGAUUGUGAGAAUAAGAUACACGAGAAAACACAGGAAGCAUAUUUACUAAGGAGAAAGCUUGAGGAAAUAGAUGAAACUGAGAAAAAGUUGAAAGAUGAACUGGAAAAUCCUCAAACUGCAUCAGAUGAUAGUCUACUUGGGAAGGCUGAUGAAUCUGUAAAUGUAUCCGAAAUGACAGUUGAAGCUAUCUCAGAAGACGAGGCUUCAAAAUCUGCUAUAUUGGAGGAGCUGGAGAGCAAGAAAAGAGAACUGAGUACCAUGGAAGAAAUAGUCCAAGAUUUAGAGAUAAAAUGGGCAGAAGUGCAGGAUAAUGCACUGAAGCAGCCUUCUCCAGUACAGCGAGAGAGUAUAUUGGAUAAACAGCUUCAUAGCCUAAUUGAGCAACUAGAGACAAAGCAGGUUCAAGCGGAAGGCUUGGUUAGUGAAAUCCAUCUGAAAGAAACAGAACUAGAAAGAUUAAGUGGAUUAUGGCGGAGGCUUGAAAGCAGCAACAUAGAAAUGAAUGCUGCCAGGAACCGAUUUGGAAGAAGCAAUUCAGAAACGGGAUAUUCAUCUUCGGAUUACAUUAUUGAUCCUCAUCACAAAUCUCACACUGGAAGGGGUUAUCACCAGAACAGGCUUACGCUGCUCAGGUCGGCUUUUGUGCUAUAUAUUUUAGCUUUGCACAUUUUGGUCUUCAUCAAAAUUUCUUUUUGAAGAGCAUCUGGAGGCUAAAAUCUUCUUCAAGAUUUUUUGUGCAUGCUGAACCUGGAGUUACACUCUUGGUUAGUUAUUUCAUUUAUUUGAGCUAUAUUGUACAACUUCUUUUGAUGAUUCGGACCGAGUGCUUAUGUAUUACUAUUGAAUAUAAAACAACCGCUUCCAUAAAAUUUUGGUUGUGAACAUACCUUUGUAUAGUUAAUGAACUGUUUACUUAUUACAUUCUGUUAA